AUGGAGCUGAUUGAAAACAUUAAGACUGGUGAGAAGAAAGCACUAACAUCAUGGAAAAGUCCUUCGGAUCCAGCUGUUGGAAGCUUCUCAGCUGGCAUUCAUCCAUCAAACAUUCCUGAAAUUUUAGUCUGGAGCGGCAGUUGUCCAUUCUGGCGCAGUGGUCCAUGGAAUGGUCAUAUUUCUAGGCAAAGAUUAGAGAGAUUGGUUAGAGAUGGUGAGUAUUAUGAGAGAUAUGAUGAGACUGGACGGAAUUCUGGACCAUUCGCUAAGUUUCUGUUGGAAUGCGGCAUUGAUGCUAGAUAUACAAUGUCUGGCACUCCUCAACAGAAUGGGGUUGCAGAAAGGAGGAAUCGCACAUUGUUGGAUAUGUAUUGGUUGUAUGUCAUGGAGAAGGAGCCUAAAGAUAUACAAAAAUUCUCCAGCAAUGGGGCAGAUCUUGACGUCUGUGUUCCAUACUCAGCACUAGAUAAAAGUAGAUAUAUGAAAACUACUGUUACUGUUACGGUCACCAUAGGAGUAAUUUUCAUUGCACAUCAUGGUGUAGGAAGUUUGGACCAUCAAGGAGUAGAGGUGAAAAUUGGGCUGGGAGGCCCAUGGCCUGGUUCGGCCUGA
Molecule: messenger RNA, 612 nt
Organism: Vitis riparia (riverbank grape)
Lineage: Eukaryota; Viridiplantae; Streptophyta; Magnoliopsida; Vitales; Vitaceae
Product: putative inactive G-type lectin S-receptor-like serine/threonine-protein kinase SRK
Exons: 5
Coding region: 1-612 (203 amino acids)
Molecular function (GO): nucleic acid binding
Source: RefSeq, a predicted model, not a curated record